Messenger RNA from Alosa sapidissima (American shad), 1233 nucleotides. Its product is annotated as 5-hydroxytryptamine receptor 3A-like. The coding region runs from base 1 to 1233 and encodes 410 amino acids. Gene Ontology annotation, cellular component: membrane; neuron projection; synapse. The transcript is spliced from 7 exons. Lineage: Eukaryota; Metazoa; Chordata; Actinopteri; Clupeiformes; Clupeidae. The record is from RefSeq and is a predicted model, not a curated record. Gene Ontology annotation, molecular function: neurotransmitter receptor activity; extracellular ligand-gated monoatomic ion channel activity; transmembrane signaling receptor activity. Gene Ontology annotation, biological process: nervous system process; signal transduction; monoatomic ion transmembrane transport.
AUGUCACCUGUGCGUCCUGUCAACAACCUGAACACCCCCACUAAUGUCAGCAUCUCCUUCACUCUCUACGGCAUUCUAGGAGUGAAAUGGAAAAUAGAGUUUUUGAGUUGGGACCCAGUCGAGUGUGGGACCUCAUUCAUCACCCUACCAAGGUCGAAGUUCUGGGUGCCUGAUAUCGUCAUUGAUGAAUUUGUGGAUGAGAACAACGCCCCGGAGACAUACUAUGUGACUGUGCGUCACACGGGGGAGGUGCAGGAUUCUUUGCCAGUGGAAGUCAUCAGUUCCUGCAAUCUGGACAUCUUAAAGUUCCCCUUCGACAUACAGAACUGCUCCUACACCUUCAACUCCUGGAUACACCAUGCUGAUGAAAUCCAGCUAUCAUAUGAAAAGCAGGUGGAGGAAAUGGUCAACCUGUCCAAAGCGGUCAUGACCACAGAGGGGGAAUGGGAAUUCUUAGGCAUGACGGCCUACACGCAUACAUUAACCAACUUUGAUGAGAGCACACGUGAUCAGAUCACCUACUUUAUUGCCCUCAGACGGCAGCCAACCAUGUAUGUGGUGAACCUGAUCAUCCCCAGCUGUUUCCUCAUCACACUGGACCUGUUCAGCUUCAUCCUGCCCCCACAGAGCGUGGACCGAUCCGCCUUCAAGAUGACCCUCAUUCUGGGCUACACCGUCUUCCUGCUCCUCAUGAACGAUCUGCUGCCCGUCACUGGAAACUCCAUUCCACUCAUCAAUGUGUUUUUCUCCUUGUGUCUCGCGCUGAUGGUGGGCAGUCUGCUGGAGACCAUCCUCAUCACUAACAUGCUAUGUGGCUCCAUCCGUGACCUCCCAAUGCCCAACUGGAUAAGAGUGCUUUUCCUCAAAUACCUCGCACGACUAGUCUGCAUGGGAAAGAGCAAACGCGUUGAAAAUCAGACAGGCCGCGGUGGGAACCCUUUUGUGCCUUAUGAGGGGGAGAAACAGCAGGGGACAGGAGAGUCUAAAGAGCCCCAGACUACAGACGCCAGCCUGCUGGAGCUAAAGCGCCUGAGAGACGACCUACGAGCCAUUCAAAGACAGCUGGAGAAAUCCGACACAACAAACCAAACCGAAGAGGACUGGUUUUACAUUGGGCUGGUCAUAGACCGCAUCGUAUUUGGCAUCUAUUUCAUCUUUUUCUUCUGCAGUUCCAUUGGUAUAUUGGUUAUAUGGAUUUCCUUCUACUCUGUCGGCCAUGUUGAGGGGCACUGA